AUGUUGUUGAAAGGCAAGGAGUUUGAUUCAAUACCAAUUCACAAUGAUGAAUAUAGCAUCAAUGUAUCAUCAUGGCCGACUAGAUUUCAUUGGAUUUCGUCAAAACACCUAUCAAGAUUGCAUUCUCUCAUACUUCAUUUAUUUCCGAAGCUUGAUACUUCAACACUUUCUACAAAAUUUUCAAAUAAGAAACAUCAGUCUGCUACACUAAAAGAAGCAUUUCGAGAAAUUAAAAGCAUGGAUCAAUUAGAACACUUAUUACACAAAUAUCGUAAUAUUCCAUUAACCUCGCAGGACGUCAAAGAAUACCGAAUUGGCAAGCAACCAUAUUACAUGGAUCAAGAUGGAGAUUUUGCAAAUGAGUUUUAUGAGAUGGUCAUUGACAGAAAAACUGGAAAUGAAAUACUAGUACAGAUUUUCCCAUAA
Molecule: messenger RNA, 426 nt
Organism: Naegleria lovaniensis
Lineage: Eukaryota; Heterolobosea; Eutetramitea; Acrasida; Naegleriidae
Exons: 1
Coding region: 1-426 (141 amino acids)
Source: RefSeq, a predicted model, not a curated record